AUGGAAAAAACAGAGUGCGACCUAAUGUUCUCUCUCCCUUCCUCCCCACCUUGCCAUUCUUCUCCAUGCACCCAGCGCCGGUUCACCGAGGCCAUAGCGUGUCUGCGCCCGCAGCAGUGGUCUUCAUCUCCUCCUCACUUCCCCCCCUCCCUCCACUCCCCCCCCCUCCCUCCACUUCCCCACCUCCCUCCACUUCCCCCCACCCCCCUGUGCAGCCAGCGCCGGUUCAACGAGGCCAUAACGUGUCUGCGCCCGCAGCAGCGCUUCUCCCAGCUUCUGCACAAGAUGCAGAUCCUCGGCUGCGGCCCCCGCCCUGGGGGAGUGGGGGGAGCGGGGGGAGCGGGGGGAGCGGGGGGAGCGGGGGGAGCGGGGGGAGAGGGAGAAGCGGGGGGAGCAGCUGGAGUGGAGGGGGCGGGAGGAGCGGGGAAAGUGGGGCAAGCAGGAGAGAGCAAAGGGGGACCGGGGCAAGGGGAAGCGAGGCAAGGGGGAGUGGGUGAGGAGGGCAGUAGAUCAGAGGGCAGUGAGCUAGCGCGUGCUGGCUCUAAGAGUGAGAUUGGCCGUGACGGUGGCCCUCACUCUGUCUUCCAUUUCCCCACUUCCUCCCCUUCUCACUCCCCUUCUCACUCCCCCUCUAACUCUCCCUCUCACUCCCCGUCUCAUGCUCGCUCGCCCUCCCGCCCGCGCGCCUCAAGUGUGGAGGUCCCGAGGGAGGGGGAGGUGAUGGUGCCGGCAGCAGUGCCGGCAGCAGCGGCGGCGCGCUCCCCCGUGCUGCUGCUGAUUGGGGGAGGCGCGGGCGCUGGCAAGUCAACUGUUGUGAAAGAAAUCAUGAAACGCCCCUUUUGGGCGCGCAUGGCGCCACACGCGGUGGUGGUUGAUUCCGACGCGUUCAAAGAAAAGGACGCAAUCUUCCGCGCGCUCUCCGCCGACCGGCUGAACGACGCCGCCCGGAUCUCACAGCUCGUGCACGAGGAGUCGACCCGGGCGGCGCAGUCAACGCUGGUAACCGCGCUGAACAAGGGGAGAGACGUGAUAUUCGACGGGACCAAGUCGUGGGCCCCGUUUGUGCAGCAGACGAUUGCGAUGGCUAGACAGGUGCAUGAGAGGCGGUUUCGCAUGGGGCCGGGGUAUCAAGUGAGAGAGGAUGGGAGUGUGGUGGAGCGGUAUUGGGAGGAGGUGGACGAGGAGGGGGAGAGUGAUAGAGGAGUGGAGGAGGGGAGGGAGAGAUGGGAGGAGGAGGGGAGGGCGAUAGAGGGUGGAGAGGGGGUGGGGAGCGAGAGAGGGGAUGGGGAGGAGGAGAGGAGGAGGGAUAAGCCAGGAAAGGAGGGUCAGCACCGGCCGAAGCGGCACAACAGUCCGAGGAGGGUACUGGGUUCGAGCAGGGGAAGCUAUUGCAGCAGCGAGACGGGGCAGGGGCAGGGGCAGGGGCAGGGGCAGGGGCAGGGGCAGGGGCAGGGGCAGGGGCAGGGGCAGGGGCAGGGGGGCAUGGAGGGGGCCCGGCAGGGAGGGGGGAUGUGCUGGGAGAGGAGGGGGCAGAGGGGAGGCAGUGAGCAGCGGCUGCCGUAUCGGAUCGAGCUGGUGGGCGUGAUGUGUGACGCGCACCUGGCUGUUGCUCGCGGCAUGCGGCGAGCCAUUUUGAGCAGGAGGGGAGUGCCGGUGCACAAGCAGCUGCAGUCGCACAGGCGGUUUGCCAGCAGCGUGGAGGCGUACUGUGACCUCGUUGACGUGGCUACUCUCUACUGCACCGACCACACGGGCGGGCCGCCACAGAAGAAACCUGUGGUGGCUGCCUGGAUGGUGGUUGUCCCUGUGGGGCUGGGGAAGCUGGGCAGUGCGGGCAGGCGAGGAAAAGUUUGGGCCGGGCAGCACGUGGAGGGAGGUGGUACUGGCGGAGGAGCGGGAGGCGCGGCAGGCUCGACUGAGGGAGGCGUUUACUGA
Messenger RNA from Closterium sp. Naga37s-1, 1935 nucleotides. NCBI's taxonomy places the organism in Eukaryota, Viridiplantae, Streptophyta, Zygnematophyceae, Desmidiales, Closteriaceae. The record is from the annotation of a GenBank genome assembly.